AGUGACGCAGAGGCUCUGUUUCCUGUUUACGGGCGGGAAGAGCGAAACAGGCGCAGAUCAGAGACCUGAAGCUCAACAAACAUCUGUGUAGAUCUGACUCGAGUCAUGCCCCGGAGUCUGGUCUGACGCUGUGGACCGUCACAGAUCCACCGGGACUCGCCGGGACUCACCGGGACCCACCGGGACUCACGGAGCGGGACCCACGGAGCGGCUGAGGCGCAGGGUGUUUGUGCAGCUCCAGAUGGACGCUCCUCCCGCAGACUCAGGCGGAGGCGCUGCGGAGGACGAGGAGGUGCACGUGCAUCAGGUCCGUGUACCGAGCGGAGCCGGCCCUCUGCGGCUCCUGGAGUUUAAAGUGAGAGCCGGCUCUCUCAUAAACGUGGACUCGGUGCUGGCUCUGGCCGUGCCCGCGGAGCGCGCGGCCGCGGGGGAGGGCAUCAGGCUUCAGGAGAAGAAGCUGAAGGCGGACCGCGCGGGGGUGGUGCGGGAGCUGUGCUGUCAGCCCGGACAGGUCGUUCCUCCAGGCGGUGUGAUCGUCAGAAUGGAGGAGUGCAGUCACCCCAUUGUGAUGAAAGGACUGUGCGCCGAGUGUGGCCAGGACCUGACACAGUUACAAAGCGCAAACGGGAAACAGCAGGCUCCCAUCUCCACGGCAACCGUCUCCAUGGUCCACAGCGUCCCGGAGCUGAUGGUCAGCUCUGAGCAAGCAGAGCAGCUCGGUAGAGAAGAUCAGCAGAGACUGCACCGAAACAAGAAACUGGUCCUGAUGGUGGAUUUGGACCAGACGCUAAUCCACACGACAGAACAGCACUGCCACAGGACGUCCAGCAAGGGCAUUUUCCACUUCCAGUUGGGCCGAGCUGAGCCCAUGCUCCACACGCGGCUGCGUCCUCACUGUAAAGACUUUUUGGACAAAAUCACCAAACUCUACGAACUCCACGUCUUCACAUUCGGGAGUCGGCUCUAUGCACACACGAUUACAGGUUUCCUGGAUCCUGAAAAGAAGCUGUUUUCUCAUCGGAUCCUGUCCAGAGACGAGUGCAUCGAUCCUUUCUCCAAGACGGGAAAUCUUAGAAACCUGUUUCCCUGCGGAGACUCGAUGGUUUGUAUCAUCGACGACCGUGAGGACGUCUGGAAGUUUGCACCAAACCUCAUCACUGUGAAGAAAUACACAUAUUUUCAGGGCACAGGGGACAUCAAUGCGCCCCCUGGCUCACGGGAGGCUCAGGCGCACAAGAAAGGAAGUGCUUUGAGCCGUCUGACCGAGAGCGGCGAGCCUUCGGGAUCAACAGAUGAACAAAACAACGGCGUCAGCAGAAAAACUAAGGAGCACGGCAAGAACGAGCCUACAAGUUCAACUCAGGGAAAAUCCACAAACGAAGUAGCGCAUCCACCUGCCUCUGGAGGAGACGUUUCAGCUCAGGGUAAAGACGCAGAGACAGAAGUAAGAGAUGGAACUGGGAACACGGAGGACUCUAAGAACACCAAUGCCAACUCAUCCACACCUGACCACAAAACGAAUAAUCUGGACUUUGAUCUUUCCAGUGACAGCGACAGUGACUCCAUAUCAGAAAAACCUCCCAAAACAGACAGUGAGAGUGAAAACACGGCGACAAAAGACGGGAAUUCUAAACAGGAAGAAGAAGAGGUUUCGAAGGAAGGUGACACUAAAGCUGGGAAUAGCUCGGAGCAUGUGGAACUUCCAGACACAAAUUUAGACAAUGGCUGCUCCGAUAAACUAGAACCAGAAACAGAAUCUCAAAACAGCGAGCAAUCAGGUGUGACCACGGGGGCGGAGCUUUUAGACCACAACAUGGAGGAGGAGGAGGACACCGACCAGGACGAUCACUUGAUAUAUUUAGAGGAGGUGCUAGAGAGGAUCCACGCGGAGUACUAUGCACGCUACAACCACUACCUGAAAAAGGAAGUGCAAGAAAUGCCGGACAUUCGGAGGAUUGUGCCAGAGCUGAAAGGAAAAACGCUGGAGGGAACGACGGUGGUGUUCAGCGGGCUGUACCCGACCAACUACCCCAUGGAGAGGACGAGGGAAUAUUACCACGCUAAAGCACUAGGGGCAAACAUCGGCAAGAGCCUUAUCCUCAAAGCUCAGGAUCCGAACCAGACGACACAUCUCAUAGCAGCACGAGCAGGCACAGAGAAAGUCCGUCAGGCACAGGCCUGUAAACAGCUCCAUGUGGUGAACCCGGACUGGCUCUGGAGCUGCUUGGAGCGCUGGGAGAGAGUGGACGAGCGACUGUAUCCUCUGAAGGAAGACUACAUCAGGACGCCACGGAGUAAUAGCCCAGCGGCGUUUAUAGAUGCACACGGCUACGUCAAGCAGCCGGUCUUUCAGCCAAUCCCUGUCCAGGCCAGAGCUCCGCCCCCGCCCCCCGAGAUCCGCACGUACGACCCGGUCACGGGGAAACUCAUCCGCAGGGGUCCUCCACCCGCUCGGCCCUCAGCCUACCUCCAGGCCUCACCGUCCGAUUGUUCUACUCUCAGGGGAAGCUCGGACGUCGAGCAGCCGGGGCCGUGUCGCCGAGAUCGCCAGCCGAGUAUGUCCGAAACCAUGCCCCUGUACACGCUGUGCAAGGAGGACCUGGAGAGCAUGGACAGAGAGGUGGACGACAUUCUGGGAGAGGACAGUGACAAUGAUGAAAGUGAGAGCCAAACGAAGGAGAGAGCGAAAAAAGACGAGUGCAGACAGACGAGAACAGGUCUAUCAUCAGGGCCGGGACCUCAGGCGCCGGGACCUCAGGCGCUGGGUCCAGAGGAGCAGAGCCAGCCAACAGCCAGCACAUCCACAGAGAGGCAAUCACACAGCCAAAGGGGCCACAAACGCAAACACGAUGAAGAGGAGGAGGAAGAGGAAGGAGUGAGGGCGGGCUCUGAUGAAGAGUCCUCCAAAGACUCUAACGAGGAAGAAGACGACAGCGGCUCAGAGGCCGAUGAAAUGGCGGCGGCUUUAGAGGCAGAACUCAACGACUUCAUGUAAAAAUCAAAUCAGGAAAUGAACUAAAAUGAAAAAAAAAAACAUUUAAGAGGUACAAAGGAUAUUUUUCUGAACUUGUGUAUGUGUGUGUGUGUGUGUAUGUGGGGGGGUGUGUGUGUCUGAGAGCUGUGUGUGUGUGUGUGUGUGCGUGUGAAUGUGUGUUUGAGAGCCGGGUGUGUUUGUGUGUUCCAGAGCCAUGUGUGUUUGUGUGUGUAUGUGUUUGUGUGUGUGCGAUUGUUGUACAGUUGUGUGUAAAUAAACAUAGUUUUGUAGUGUUGUUUAUGAUGAAAAACUUUUUGGAAAAACGUUUUGACGUUUUAUUGUGACAAAAACAAUAGAAGAAAAGAUUUGAUACGUUUGUUUUACUUUUCCUGAAGUCAAUUUUUAUAUUGAUUUAAAAAAUAAGAAAAUAAAUAUAAAAAGUGACAUAAAAAUAUUAAAGACGCAGCUGGUUGAAAAGCCAAAGAAUUUUGAAAAAGUGUCACAGACGUGCAGCUAAAUAUUUUAUUACAAACCUGUUUUUGGGCAAAAGUUUGGCUCAAACUGUGGCUCUUUGUGUCACGUUUGGUCCAUGUUUGGCUCAAACUGUGGCUCUUUGUGUCACGUUUGGCUCAAACUGUGGCUCUUUGUGUCACGUUUGGUCCACGUUUGGCUCAAACUGUGGCUCUUUUGUCACGUUUGGUCCACGUUUGGCUCAAACUGUGGCUCUUUGUGUCACGUUUGGUCCACGUUUGGCUCAAACUCUCAAACUGUGGCUCUUGUGUCACGUUUGGUCCACGUUUGGCUCAAACUGUGGCUCUUGUGUCACGUUUGGUCCACGUUUGGCUCAAACUGUGGCUCUUGUGUCACGUUUGGUCCACAUUUGGCUCAAACUGUGGCUCUUGUGUCACGUUUGGUCCACGUUUGGCUCAAACUGUGGCUCUUUGUGUCACGUUUGGUCCACGUUUGGCUCAAACUGUGGCUCUUUUGUCACGUUUGGUCCACGUUUGGCUCAAACUGUGGCUCUUGUGUCACGUUUGGUCCACGUUUGGCUCAAACUGUGGCUCUUUUGUCACGUUUGGUCCACGUUUGGCUCAAACUGUGGCUCUUGUGUCACGUUUGGUCCACGUUUGGCUCAAACUGUGGCUCUUGUGUCACGUUUGGUCCACGUUUGGCUCAAACUGUGGCUCUUGUGUCACGUUUGGUCCGUUUCUUUGUGAUGCUGUUGUUUUUUAUGACGUUGCUGCACUAAAGACUCAAAAACACUUUGCAUUUACACAUUUACAGAACUGUCUCUGUCCUGGUUUAUAUUUUGCCAAAUAUUUUUCUAAAUCGUGACGUUUUUAUCAGCAGAUUUCAUGACCUCAGGGUCAGACUCUUCACAAAUAUAAGAAUCAUUGUUUUAUCAUGAAAUAUGAAGUUUAAAGAUUGAACCAGACAGAACCUCAGGCCCAGUGCAGCCUCAGGCCCUCAGCUCUGAGCUGAAGUUUGUUCUGGUCCGGUUCAGUUUGUUCUGGUCCGGUUCAGUUUGUUCUGGUCCGGUUCAGUUUGGUGUUUGCUCUAAACACUUGUAUAUUUGGUGUUUGCUUAUUUAUUUUGUGCAAAAACGUAGUCAUGGCAACCAGACCCUCGACAAAGGCGAAGUUUGAGUUAAUUCGUUUGGGUUUUUUCUCGUGGUUCUGUUUAAACGACUUCGGGUCAUCGUUUAAAGAUGGACGCCGGGCUAAAAAACUGAAUUAUCUGAUUAAUGCGACAUAUUUACGUCUCCGUGUUACAUUUAAAAUGAACAAGUCAAAUGUUAAGUUUCAGUUUCAUUUUAGACUCCUCCCCUUUGCUCCCUGUGCUAAGUCCCUCCCCCUGCAGAGCGCUGUCACAACAGUCAACGAGCACCCCACUAAUGAAACUACUGCACAUCGCACCAGGUUUGUGAAGUCAUAGUGUAUUGUUUGCAAGUAUGAAAAAGGGCCUUGUCGACUUGUGGGCGGAGCCUUGUACAUGGUUUGAAUAGAGCUCGAGAGAGAGAGAGAUCGCUAGAUUACUCAGACCUGCAUGGAUGACAUUUAAAACCUCUUCAGACGUGUUUUUGACGUGUUUUGAUGAGGAAAGUUGUGACGCCUCCUCUAAAAGCGUCUCGAUCGAUGAGCUUCACAGACGCCGUUUGUAAUCGUCCAGAAUUAUACAGGUCCUUUCUGUUUGAUCAACUUUCCUUCUCCUCUAUUUUUCUUCUCUUUUUCCUUCUUCUUCACUCAAAUCCCAAAAUACAAACUAAACAAAGCCAAACCAAACUGAGCCGCUCCAGAGCACAGUCCUCGACUUUGUGCUGUUGUGUUUCUUUUCUUGCUUUUAUGUGUUUGUUUCUAUAGAAGAAAAGAGCUCAUGUCCUCCACCGACUCGUAUCUGUUUUAUUUUCUUCAAACACACAUCUUUUCUCCAAAAACACACGUUUUCUCCAAAAACACACGUUUUCUCCAAAAACACACAUGUACAGUGUUUGUAAAGUGUUUCCCAUUUGGCCCAGCGACAAAAUCUCAACAAAUAAAUCUGUGGUUUGAACCUCG
Periophthalmus magnuspinnatus is the source of this 5529-nucleotide messenger RNA. It is a transcript of the gene ctdp1, whose product is annotated as CTD (carboxy-terminal domain, RNA polymerase II, polypeptide A) phosphatase, subunit 1. The transcript is spliced from 13 exons. Bases 242 to 2995 code for a protein of 917 amino acids. Gene Ontology annotation, molecular function: RNA polymerase II CTD heptapeptide repeat phosphatase activity. Gene Ontology annotation, cellular component: nucleus. NCBI's taxonomy places the organism in Eukaryota, Metazoa, Chordata, Actinopteri, Gobiiformes, Gobiidae. The record is from RefSeq and is a predicted model, not a curated record.